AUGACUGACGUUAGUCAUCCUCCCAUGGACCAGCUUCAGGACCUUGAAUACUGCAUUGAUUCUAAUCCUCCAUGGGGUGAAACCAUCCUGAUAGCAUUACAAAAUUACAUAUUAGUACUUGGCACAAGUGUAAUGAUUCCGACACUUCUCGUCCGAUUGAUGGGUGGAAACCAAGGGGACAUAGUACACGUAAUACAAAAUUUGCUUUUCGUAGGUGGAACUAACACAUUUCUUCAAUCACUCUUUGGAACAAGGCUACCUACCGUAAUUGGAGGGCCCUUUGCUUAUGUCAUUCCGAUAAUAUAUAUAAUUAGUGACUCAUCACUACAACGAAUGGACAAACCUCAACAAACUCUUAUACAAACUAUGAGAGCAAUCCAAGGUGCUUUAAUUGUUGCUGCAAGUAUACAAAUAAUUAUAGGCUACAGCCAAAUUCGGGGUCUCUUUUCAGGCUUUUUUAGUCCCCUUGGUAUGGAACCUGUCGUUGGAUUAGUUGGCUUGCCUUAUUUCAACGAGGGUUUCCCACGGUUUUUCAUGAAUAUGCUUGGAAAUUACGUAGAAAUUGGUUUGCCGAUGCUUUUGUUGGUCAUUAGCUUGCCUCAAUAUCUAAAUCACAUUAAACCGCUAAGGGAUUUUCUCAUUUUUGAACGCUUUCCCGUGUUGAUUUGUGUCACAAUUGUUUGGAUAUAUUUGCUUAUAUUGACGGCUAGUGGAGUUUACCAUGGCAAGCCCAUCAAACUUAGAUCAGUUGAUCUUGAUUGUGUUAAAUGUGAUUUUGAUUCUUCAACUUAUGUUUUUUUGCACCACCUAAAGGUAUACUUUUCGGUGUUUAAGGUUCAAGUUUCCAUAUCCUCUACUUUCUCUGCAGGUCAUUCCAUUGCCACGAUGUCUUCGGUUCUUGUCUCGAUGGUUGAAUCCACUGGUGCCUAUAAAGCAGCAUCACGUAUGGCAAUUGCCACUCCACCUCCAGCCUAUGUGCUCAGCCGAGGAAUUGGUUGGCAGAGAAUAGGCAUUUUGCUCAAUGGCCUUUACGGAACACUCACUGGCUCUACCAUAUCUGUGGAAAGUGUAGGACUCCUUCAACUAGCUCGAGUUGGAAGUCGUAGAGUUAUUCAAAUCCCUACAGGUUUCAUGAUAUUCUUCUCCAUAUUAGGGAAAUUUGGAGCCGUUUUUGCCUCUAUACCUUUCCCAAUAUAUGCUGCAUUAUAUUGUGUUCUCUUUAGCGUAGUAGGUUCAGUCGGCUUAUUGUUUCUUCAAUUCACUAACAUGAAUUCUACGAGGAAUCUCUUCAUGACGGGUCUUUCUCUUUUCCUUGGGAUCUCUAUUCCUCAUUUUUUCGGAAAUAUUGGAGUCCACAUCAAUGCUGGAUGGUUUAAUGCAUUCUUGAAUACUAUAUUCUCCUCACCACCAACUGUAGGGCUAAUAUUGACGACAUAUUGGAGAUUGUGGCGAUGUGAAUGGAAGAUUGAUUUUCACAGUAAAUCAAGGCUGGGAGAGAAAUCGAGACCUGUAAAUGAAGGAAAAGCUGAUGAACCCAAAUAUUCUCACAAGCUGUUGAAGCUAAAGCACAAUAUUACGCCUCUGCUGAAGAUCUGGAUAUGUUAG
Molecule: messenger RNA, 1605 nt
Organism: Olea europaea var. sylvestris
Lineage: Eukaryota; Viridiplantae; Streptophyta; Magnoliopsida; Lamiales; Oleaceae
Product: nucleobase-ascorbate transporter 1-like
Exons: 18
Coding region: 1-1605 (534 amino acids)
Biological process (GO): transmembrane transport
Cellular component (GO): membrane
Molecular function (GO): transmembrane transporter activity
Source: RefSeq, a predicted model, not a curated record